Molecule: messenger RNA, 954 nt
Organism: Talaromyces rugulosus
Lineage: Eukaryota; Fungi; Ascomycota; Eurotiomycetes; Eurotiales; Trichocomaceae
Exons: 2
Coding region: 1-954 (317 amino acids)
Source: RefSeq, a predicted model, not a curated record
AUGUCUCCCAUCAAUCACGCUGUUUCUGAUAACACUGUUGGCCAAUUGGCAUCUUCGUCCAUUAAGCAAUCCCAGUACCGAGCUCACAAGCAUCACCGCCGCACUUCGUCUACCGGUGGAGGCAGAGCAUGGACCGAGGAAGAGGAAGCUUACCUCUUACGAACCCGGGUGCAAAAGAUGCCGUACAAGCACAUUGCCGCACACUUGAAAAAGACGGAGCUCGCCUGCCGCUUGCAUUACCAUCAAAUGUCAUAUGGCAACAAUGCACGCCGGCGCACCGACUCCAUUUCCUCUACGGUAUCUCUCAACUCGGUUUCUACCUCGCAGCAAGAUAUACCGGAGAAUAAUCUGCAUCACACGCGGUUAUCUCCAGUGACAUCUCCUCCGCGCAGCCCAGGAAUGGGUUCGCAGAAAUGGGGGGCUCCGGAUGAUAAGAUAUCCUCCCAACAGCAGCAGCAGCGCGCACAUGUACCCAUCCUACCAAAACAGGAUGCGAAGUACAUGCCACUACUACCACGUCUUGAUACAUACUUGCCUCAGACAGGAGCAGACAAGCCGGUUUCUGACUACUCUCGUGUGCGGGCACUCUAUGAGGCACAUCGUGAAUCAUUUUGGUCCAUGAUUGCAGCCGAAUACUCAUCCGAAUUCCGUGUAUCGGCCCAUGCAAUUGAACACGCAUUUCUUCAAAGCCUGUCUCUGGGUCUGGGUCGAGAGCAUUCGCCACCAACUCCGAGACCAAGCCCAGAGGCCUCGCCGAAGCCGCAGUCACACGGCUAUCAUGGUUCUACUGUGUAUAACAGGGGCUUUCAAGCUGUCAAUAGUGUUUCCGCAUCGACUUCUUCUAGUAUUCCAAGUAUUAAAACGCCGAGCUCGGCAGAUAGAUGCUCUGUCUAUGCGUUACUGACAGAAGAAAGAGAAGUGAGGCCUUCAGGGGGACAGCUACAGGCUGUCUAG